GCGCUCUUUACGUCGGAACCCUGGGAGUGUGUGUUUCCGGCCAUUCAUAUUCGUAGCCGGUUGGCGCUCGGUUGUUGGGUUUUGUGCACUAUCGGACCGAAAGGGUGACGGCGCCGCUAGGAUGAAGCUUGUGAGAUUUUUGAUGAAAUUGAGUCACGAAACUGUAACCAUUGAAUUAAAGAAUGGAACACAAGUCCAUGGAACAAUCACAGGUGUAGAUGUCAGCAUGAAUACACAUCUUAAAGCUGUGAAAAUGACCCUGAAGAACAGAGAACCUGUACAGCUGGAAACGCUGAGUAUUCGAGGAAAUAACAUUCGAUAUUUUAUUCUGCCAGACAGCUUACCUCUGGAUACACUUCUCGUGGAUGUCGAACCAAAGGUGAAGUCUAAGAAAAGGGAAGCUGUUGCAGGAAGAGGCCGAGGCCGAGGAAGAGGAAGAGGACGUGGCCGAGGCAGAGGAAGAGGGGGUCCUAGGCGAUAAUAUCUCUCAAGACAACUAUUUCAAAGUAGUAGGUUUUGUUUGUUUAUAACAGACAAAGAAGAAGACGGCAGAGGAAGUCUACGUGGCUAAGUUAGAAGAUGGUGGAGUCCUAAGCAAAUUGUGUCUCUCAAGAUUAUGAUUUCAAAGUGAUCGAUGCCCCGGCUGCUUUUUGUACAGGCUUUGUUUGUUUGUGGCAGUUUUUAAUAAACAUAAAUGUAGGA
Molecule: messenger RNA, 702 nt
Organism: Mesoplodon densirostris (Blainville's beaked whale)
Lineage: Eukaryota; Metazoa; Chordata; Mammalia; Artiodactyla; Ziphiidae
Gene: SNRPD1
Product: small nuclear ribonucleoprotein D1 polypeptide
Exons: 5
Coding region: 122-481 (119 amino acids)
Biological process (GO): RNA processing; spliceosomal snRNP assembly
Cellular component (GO): spliceosomal tri-snRNP complex; precatalytic spliceosome; U12-type spliceosomal complex
Molecular function (GO): RNA binding
Source: RefSeq, a predicted model, not a curated record